AUGCAAGGCCGACUUUUGCAAUCUGUGGGCUGGCAGCGUGCCCUCCGUCGCCCCGCCCUUCACCAUCACACGCGUAUAACGUCGUCGCGAUGGGUGGGCACGCGCAACACCAAGAACAGGGCCGACGAUGUACGGUUGGAGUCGUUGACGGCAAAGUGGCAACCGCGUUGGGAUGAGCUGUCUUCCAAGUGGCACAAGCUACGCACUUCUGACCGCGGCAAUGCUUAUGUGCUGCCAAUGUUUCCGUAUCCUUCGGGCACCCUUCACCUCGGCCAUCUACGAGUAUACACCAUUUCCGAUGUCCUGGCCCGCUUCAAGCACAUGCAGGGCUACAAGGUCCUGCAUCCCAUCGGGUGGGACGCCUUUGGUCUGCCUGCAGAAAAUGCAGCAAUCGAGCGGGGAGUCCAUCCCGAGAAAUGGACGCUGCUCAACAUUGAAGCCAUGAAGACUCAGAUGAAGCAAAUGGGCGGUCGAUGGGACUGGGACGCAGAAAUACGAACAUGCGAUCCUGCCUUUUACAAGCACACUCAGCGCAUCUUCCUCAUGCUCCACGACCGCGGCCUCGCAUAUCAAGCAGAGUCUCUUGUCAACUACGAUCCUGUUGACAAGACUGUCCUCGCCAAUGAACAGGUAGAUGCCAAUGGCUGUUCCUGGCGGUCUGGUGCAAAAGUAGAAAAAGUCAUGCUGAAGCAAUGGUUCUUGAAGAUCAAGGAGUUUCAAGAAUCUCUACUAAAAGACUUGGAUGCUCUUGCAACACAUGACAGAUGGCCAGAAAAGGUGCUGGCCAUGCAAAGAAACUGGAUCGGCAAGUCAGAAGGUGCAAAACUAUGGUUCGACAUCAUCUCAACGGGAGGCGAUGUGUCUUUCGAGCCCAUCGAUGUAUUCACAACCAGGGCCGAUACCUUGUUUGGGGUACAGUACAUUGCUUUGUCUUUGAGUCAUCCCGUCGUUCAAAAACUAGCUGCCCAAGAUGAGUCCCUUCACGCAUUCAUCGAACGAGCAAAAGACCUACCUCCAGACACAAAAGAAGGCUUCCUACUUCAGAGCAUCGUAGCCAGGAAUCCAUUGGCUCACGUUCGCGGCUGUACCGGUCCUACCGUUCCCGUCUAUGUGGCUCCGUAUGUUCUAGAUGACUAUGGUUCUGGCGCUGUCAUGGGCGUACCUGGCCAUGAUACGCGAGAUCACGCAUUCUGGCGAACCAAUGCUGGCGAUGAUCCCAUAAAGCUAGUUGUGUCUACAAAGAAGGAUGAUUUGCUUCUUCCAAUUGUACCACGAAGCGGGCAAGAUGUACCUGUGACUGAAAGAGGAUUCGUUGUUGCUGACAUUGAGAACUUCGGUGGCAUGCCUUCCAAGCAAGCUGCCCGCGAAGUCAUCCAGGCCAUCGUGAACGCUGGCAAACAAGCUGAAACAACAGCAAACUGGCGUCUCCGAGACUGGCUCAUAAGUCGCCAACGGUACUGGGGCGCUCCUAUUCCCAUUAUCCAUUGUGACUCCUGCGGUGCGGUGCCAGUCCCCGAAAAGGACCUUCCUGUCCAACUACCGGAUUUGCCUGAUAGCUUCUUUCAAGGUCGUAAGGGAAACCCACUAGCGGAAGAUGAGACUUGGAAAAAGACCACGUGCCCGAAAUGUGGCUCCGCUGCUGAACGCGAAACCGAUACCAUGGACACUUUUAUGGAUUCAUCCUGGUACUUUUUCAGAUUCUUAGACCCUGAGAAUGAAGACGCUCUGGUUGAUCCGGUGAAAGCCAACAGCAGUAUGCCAGUGGACCUAUAUAUUGGUGGAGUGGAACAUGCCAUCCUGCAUCUUCUGUACGCCCGCUUCAUUUCGAAGUUUCUUGCUACGACUCCAACGUGGCCGAAAGGCUAUUUGACGAAUGGUGAACCAUUCACUCAUCUCAUCACUCAAGGCAUGGUACAUGGGGAGACCUUUACUGACCCUGAAAAUGGGCGCUUCCUUCGACCAGAUGAAGUAGACUUGACGAAUUCUUCUAAACCUCUUAUCAAAGCCACCGGCCAAACGCCAAACGUCAGCUACGAGAAGAUGUCUAAGAGCAAGUACAAUGGCGUAGAUCCCGGCGCUACAAUUGCCAAGUACGGCGCAGAUGCAACGCGCGCCCACAUGCUCUUCCAAGCACCGGUCGGCGAUGUGCUGGAAUAUGACGAAGAGAAGAUUGCCGGUGUGCAACGCUGGUUGCAUCGAGUCGUGAAGCUUGCGGCCGCUUCAUGGCUACCCGAUGACCAAGUCGAAAGUUUUGUCAUCCCAAGCAACAUUGAUGAGAACCUCCUAGUUAUCCUGCAAAACCUCUCAGGACUAGAGAAUCCAAAAACCGCCUCGAGAGAGACUUUGAUCUCCACACUCAAACCAGACGAAGCCCAACUCUGGAUCAAAACCCAGCAAACUAUAGCCAGCGUCACAGAGUCCUAUUCGCAAACCUACUCCCUCAACACCAUCGUCAGCGACCUAAUGACGCUCACGAACACCAUUUGGGACACCCCUCACGCCUCUCCAACUACAUCCUAUCUCAAAUGGUACUCCAUCGCACACCUCAUCCGCAUGCUCGCCCCCAUCGCACCAGGCGUAGCAGAAGAAUCCUGGCACCUCCUCACCACCUGCACAGCCUCUCAAGAGUCCAGCGUCGACACCCUCACAGUCUUCGCAACAGGGUUCCCGCAAGCAAAUCUUGCUAUCAUACCACUCCUAACCACAACCCGCAAAUGCGUAGUACAAGUCGACGGCAAGCGCAAAUUCGAAGUUGAUAUUGCAAAGCUCCCAUCUUCCGUCAAUUCCAAGGAUGGCAAGGCUGUAGCACAGUUUGUACUAGGCGAGCUAUUGAAAACGGAACAAGGGAAAGAGUGGUUCGAUAGAGAAACUGGUAAGAUUUGGAAGACUAGUCCUUCGCAUGAAGCCAGUGAUGAGUUUGAUGGUGCAGUACCACAGGGCUGGAAGGUUAUUACUGUAAAAGGCGGUGAUCUUUGCAAUUUUGUGGCGCCGAGGAAGCCAAAGAUGGAGAAGACGGGAUCAAGCGCCCCAAAAAUGCCGCUCGCACGGCUCCCCCGGGCGCUGACCCCACGCAUCAUCAGCACCUUUUCAACCACACGCCUGCGCUUCCAAUCCUCGUCCAUACCAUAUACACCAACAUGUCCUUCGCCAACCUGCGAAUGCGCCUCUGCGCCAAAAGACCUGGACAUCGAUCGCAAGACACCACUGCUGAACACAAUGGCUCCGUAUUCGGAGCAAGUCGUUUUCUGCACAGGAAAAGACGAUUGGGCCAGCAAUAUUGAGCAAGAAGGAGGCGAUACGGGCGAUUUUGUCAAAGGGUUAAAAAAUGUAAUAGGAAAAGGUGCACCAGGAUUCGAUCCCUUCACAAACAUCCUCAUAACCGCCUCCUCCCUCCCCAAAUCCUCCACACCAAACACAACAUCCCUACUCCUCUUCCCUAGCUUCAAACGCAUCCAAAACCUCCCACACACGCCAUCUUCCCUCUCCGACUUCGCAACCACAUACCUAAAAGCAAAAACCCUCCACCCCAUGCACGCCAACCUCUCCGCAGCCCAAAAAGCCAAUCUAACCCGCGACGAAUCAAAAGCAGCUUUCCUCCCAGAGGCACACGAUAUAACAACCCCUACAAUACUCAUCUGCGGCCACGGCGGCCGCGACCAACGCUGCGGCAUCCUCGGCCCACUCUUACAAUCCGCAUUUCGCACAGAAUUCCACCGGAGAGGCUUGGAUGCGCAUGUAGGGCUGAUAAGUCACAUCGGCGGUCACAAGUAUGCGGGCAACGUCAUCAUGUAUGUUCCGCCGAGUAUAAAAGGGAAUAAUGAGCUUGGUGGCGCGGGGGUGUGGUAUGGACGGGUGGGACCGGAGCAUGUGGAGGGGUUGGUGGAGGAGACGUUUGUCAAGGGGAGGGUUGUCACGGAGUUGCUGAGGGGUGGUGUUAUGCAGGAUGGACGGAAUAUUGGGAGGGUGGUUGAGGCGCAGAUGAAGAGGGAUAGUGGGGGGGAAGAUAGUGGUGUGUUGAAGUUGAAGGCUAGAGCAAGGGGAUAG
Messenger RNA from Bipolaris oryzae ATCC 44560, 4044 nucleotides. RefSeq lists its product as uncharacterized. Gene Ontology annotation, molecular function: leucine-tRNA ligase activity; aminoacyl-tRNA deacylase activity; ATP binding. Gene Ontology annotation, cellular component: mitochondrion. The record is from RefSeq and is a predicted model, not a curated record. The transcript has 5 exons. NCBI's taxonomy places the organism in Eukaryota, Fungi, Ascomycota, Dothideomycetes, Pleosporales, Pleosporaceae. Gene Ontology annotation, biological process: mitochondrial translation; leucyl-tRNA aminoacylation. Bases 1 to 4044 code for a protein of 1347 amino acids.